Messenger RNA from Ochotona curzoniae (black-lipped pika), 2723 nucleotides. It is a transcript of the gene SOX13, whose product is annotated as SRY-box transcription factor 13. Lineage: Eukaryota; Metazoa; Chordata; Mammalia; Lagomorpha; Ochotonidae. Gene Ontology annotation, cellular component: nucleus. The record is from RefSeq and is a predicted model, not a curated record. Gene Ontology annotation, biological process: cell fate commitment; regulation of transcription by RNA polymerase II. The transcript has 14 exons. Gene Ontology annotation, molecular function: DNA-binding transcription factor activity, RNA polymerase II-specific; RNA polymerase II cis-regulatory region sequence-specific DNA binding. The coding region runs from base 70 to 1920 and encodes 616 amino acids.
CAGGCUGCCAGCCGCGAGGACCGCCGGCAGCGGGAGCAGGAGCCGCGAGCCCAGCGCCCAGCGGAGUAGAUGUCCAUGAGGAGCCCCAUCUCUGCCCAGCUGGCCCUGGAUGGCGUUGGCACCAUGGUGAACUGCACCAUCAAGUCAGAGGAGAGAAAGGAGCCUAGCCACGAAGUCCCCCAGGGUUUGGCCCCUGAGGAGGAGCCCCAGCCUGCAGACCCAGCCCGGCCCCCACAGCCACAGGACUCUGUUGACCCCCAACCUCCAGCCCAGGACAGUGGUUCCCCAGAGAGCAAUGGGUCCCCAGAGCCCAAGAGACCAGCAGCCUCGGAGGUUGCAUCUGGAAGUCAGGAGAAGCUGGACUUCAGCCAGAACUUGAAAGAAGUGGUACCAGCCAUCGAGAAGCUGCUGUCCGGUGACUGGAAGGAGAGGUUUCUGGGAAGGAGCCCUAUGGAAGCCAAAGAUGUUAAAGGGACCCAGGAGAGCCUGGCGGAGAAGGAGCUGCAGCUCCUGGUCAUGAUCCAUCAGCUGUCCACCCUGCGCGACCAGCUGCUGACCGCCCACUCGGAGCAGAAGAACAUGGCGGCCAUGCUGUUUGAGAAGCAGCAGCAGCAGAUGGAGCUGGCCCGGCAGCAGCAGGAGCAGAUUGCCAAGCAGCAGCAGCAGCUGGUCCAACAGCAGCACAAGAUUAACCUCCUCCAGCAGCAAAUCCAGCAGGUCAACAUGCCUUAUGUCAUGAUCCCAGCGUUUCCCCCAAGCCACCAGCCUCUGCCUGUCGCUCCCGACUCCCAACUGGCCUUGCCCAUCCAGCCCAUCCCCUGCAAACCAGUGGAGUACCCCCUGCAGCUGCUGCACAGCCCGCCUGCCCCGACCAUGAAGAGACCCUCGGCCGUGGCCGCCCACCUCCCCAUGCAGGAGCCCUCCCAGCCUCUGAACCUCACAGCCAAACCCAAGGUCCCUGAGCUGCCUGGCACCUCCAGCUCCCCCAGCCUGAAGCUGAGCAGCUGUGGACCUCGUCCGCCCAGCCACGGGGCCCCCACGCGGGACCUGCAGGCCAGUCCCCCCAGCCUGCCUCUCGGCUUUCUUGGAGACGGGGAUGCAGUGACCAAAGCCAUCCAGGAUGCCCGACAGCUGCUGCAUGGCCACCCCGGGGCCUUGGAAAGUGCCCCUGGAGCUCCCUUCCGUAAGGACCUCAUCAGCCUGGACUCAUCCCCAGCCAAGGAGAGGCUGGAGGAGAGCUGUGGGCACCCCUUGGAGGAAGCCAUGUUGAGCUGUGACUUGGACGGCUCCCGCCCCUUCCCGGAGUCCCGCAACAGCAGCCACAUCAAGAGGCCCAUGAAUGCCUUCAUGGUGUGGGCCAAAGACGAGCGCCGGAAGAUCCUCCAAGCCUUCCCAGACAUGCACAACUCCAGUAUCAGCAAGAUCCUUGGCUCCCGCUGGAAGUCCAUGACCAACCAGGAGAAGCAGCCCUACUACGAGGAGCAGGCACGGCUGAGCCGGCAGCACCUGGAAAAGUACCCCGACUACAAGUACAAGCCGCGGCCCAAGCGCACCUGCAUCGUGGAGGGCAAGCGGCUGCGUGUGGGCGAGUACAAGGCCCUGAUGCGUACGAGGCGCCAGGAUGCCCGGCAGAGCUACGUGAUCCCGCCACAGGCCGGCCAGGUGCCGGUGAGCUCCUCUGAAGCCCUGUACCCACGGGCGGCUGGCAUGCCCCUGGCGCAGUCACUGGUAGAGCACUACAUCCCCCCGAACCUGGAUCCCAACAUGCCCGUCAUCGUGAACACGUGCAGCCUCCGUGAGGAGGGGGAGGCGGCCGAUGACCGGCACUCGCUGGCCGAGGGCGAGGCAUUCCGGUACAGCGAGGACGACUCCGAGGGGGAGGCGAAGAGCGAUGGGGAGCUGGUGGUGCUCACAGACUGACCUCCUCCCAAGCCACACAGCUGGCCGACCCAGGCCACGCUGCUGCCUGGGUGGAGCUGUGCUUGUAGAUAAGUUCACGAGGGAGACCCUUCCCCACCAUGCCUCCCCUCCCCCCGCAGGGAGACGUGUUGGCCCAGGUGGGCAGGGCCUGCCAUGUGGGCCAGGGCCCAAGGGGCUGAGCCUCUGACCCCUGGGGGCUCAUGGCCAGGACAAGCCGGAGGGUCUGCCCACCUACGGCUCUGACAACCGCCCAGCCCCCUGGGUCACUGCUUUGCUUCCUCUCUCGUCCAGGAUGCCCCUGGCUGGUGGGCUGUCUGCCAAGGCUGCUCUAUGUGUGUGUGUGUGUGUUCUGUCCGUUCAUUGCACAAGAUAUUUAUUGUGUGUGUGCUGUGGGACAGGCGCCUUGCUGGCUUCUGGGUGGAGUGCCUGGGGCCUGUCUCUGAGCUCCUCUUUGUCCCAAUGCCUACCUCCUUGUGGUCUGGGAUCUCAGGUUCCGUGGUCCUGUCUCCCUUGUCCCUGCGUGGCUCUCUCCUACCCCUCCCUCCCGGGUUCUCAGCCCCCUCGGCCUUCCCUUCACCCCUCGUGGCUCUGCCAGCCAGUUCCCAAGGAGCCAUUUUUAGCCCAACCUGAGUCCCAAGAGUGGGACUGGGAGGAUUCCUGGUGACCCCCAACCCCCACCCCACUUUCUGGGAGUGGCAAGGGGCUGCAGGGCAGCUGGUCUCCACUGCUCCCCCUGGGCACGGGGUGGGGGUCCACAUCCACCGAAAGGGGUGAGUUUUGUCCUCUCCGAGACUGGGCUCAUG